AUGCCAGCGGAAGCAGAAGCCAUUGUUCUCACCCGAAAGAUCCCGGCCCAGCUUGGAUAUCCGGCCAGACUUGCCUUCGCUGCCUGCGAAACUCGACAGGGCCAGCCUUCGAAAGACUUCUCUACGACAAGGGUGACUCCGCUCCGUGAUUUCUUUCCCGCCAAAGAGACAGCAUACAUUCGCAAGACACCACCAGCAUGGGCUCACCAUGGGUGGACCGAGCAAGAAAUGCUUUCGGUUGUUCCUGAGCAUCGUGAGCCAAAGACGGUGGGAGACUGGCUCGCGUGGAAGUUGGUUCGACUAUGUCGAUGGGGCACAGAUAUUGCCACCGGAAUCAGACCAGAGCAGCAGGUCGACAAGAAAAACCCCACUACUGCGCUGGCUGCCCACAAACCCCUUACCGAAGCCCAGUGGCUGGUCCGCUUCAUAUUCUUGGAAUCCAUCGCUGGAGUUCCUGGCAUGGUCGCUGGCAUGCUCCGGCAUCUCAACAGCUUGCGGCGUCUCAAGCGGGACAAUGGAUGGAUCGAGACGCUGCUUGAAGAAUCGUAUAAUGAGCGCAUGCACCUCCUAACGUUCAUGAAGAUGUGUGAGCCGGGACUAUUCAUGAAAACGAUGAUACUUGGGGCGCAGGGCGUAUUUUUCAACGCCAUGUUCAUCAGCUACUUGAUCUCACCCAAGAUAACUCACCGCUUUGUCGGCUACCUCGAGGAGGAAGCCGUCCACACGUACACUCGCUGUAUCCAUGAAAUCGAACAGGACGACCUGCCGAAAUGGUCGGAUCCGGGCUUCAAAAUCCCAGAGCUCGCAAUUUCGUACUGGAGAAUGCCCGAGGGGAAGCGUACCAUGAGGGAUCUGAUACUCUACAUUCGAGCGGACGAGGCAGUCCAUCGCGGAGUCAACCACACAUUGAGUAACCUCAAUCAGAAAGAGGAUCCUAAUCCAUUUGUCAGUGACUAUAAGACAGACACUGGCCACAACCAACCGAACCCAGCCCUGAAACCUACAGGAUACGAGCGCGAGGACGUUAUAGGUUGA
Lasiosphaeria miniovina is the source of this 1035-nucleotide messenger RNA. RefSeq names its product alternative oxidase-domain-containing protein. The transcript has 4 exons. Gene Ontology annotation, molecular function: alternative oxidase activity. NCBI's taxonomy places the organism in Eukaryota, Fungi, Ascomycota, Sordariomycetes, Sordariales, Lasiosphaeriaceae. The record is from RefSeq and is a predicted model, not a curated record. Gene Ontology annotation, biological process: alternative respiration. Bases 1 to 1035 code for a protein of 344 amino acids. Gene Ontology annotation, cellular component: mitochondrion.